GAUGCCAUUGGAAGAUCUAUUGUGGUACGAAGAGAAAAAGGAACUGGGGCAUCAUUUUCUUGAACAAAGCAUGGAAUACUCCCUGUACACAAGGUCUCUCAUGCGAACGAUGUACUUGGAAAGUAUAUUAGCUGAUGAUCUUGACAAAAUGCGAGAGAUGAUAAUAAAUAACACAAUGGCAUCUCCAUCUGUCGUGCACGGAACUAUCUGGUUCGACAACAUGACUGAAUAUAUUAACAUUUUAAAAUAUAUUCAGGAUAAAUUGGCUGAACGAAUCGCACAGGAAGCAAACGAAGAAAACAGUGAUUUAGAGGAGGAAAUGACACUGCGGGCAAUAGAGCUGGCCGUAGCAAUAAUAUUGAUCCCCAUCGUUGUUGUCCUCGUUCGAAACAUUAUCAAAAAAAUUCAUAGAUUCUCAUCCGAUCUACAAUUCAAAACAUUCGAGCUUGAGGAAGAGAGAAAACGCACGGAAGAACUGCUUUAUCAACUGUUACCUCGAACGAUUGCCAGAAAACUUAUGCAAGAAGGCAACACAGUUCCGGAAGCAUAUCAUUCGGCCACAAUAAUGUUCUCAGACGUCGUUGGAUUUACAGAAAUAUCCAGUCAAAGCACCCCGAUGCAAGUGAUUAGUAUGCUAAACAAAUUGUACCUCACAAUUGAUGGUCGUCUCGAACAAUUUGAUGUCUAUAAAGUAGAAACUAUUGGUAAGUAA
Molecule: messenger RNA, 712 nt
Organism: Ruditapes philippinarum (Manila clam)
Lineage: Eukaryota; Metazoa; Mollusca; Bivalvia; Venerida; Veneridae
Product: speract receptor-like
Exons: 3
Coding region: 2-712 (236 amino acids)
Biological process (GO): cGMP biosynthetic process; intracellular signal transduction; receptor guanylyl cyclase signaling pathway
Molecular function (GO): guanylate cyclase activity; peptide receptor activity
Source: RefSeq, a predicted model, not a curated record